UUCAGGCGUUUCAGGAUCUCUCCGCACACCUUUUGUAUCGCGAGGGAGGCGCGGUUUCCAUGUGCAGAGCAACUCUUGGUUGGAGGUAUGGACGAAGUGCCAUGAACUGCAUGAACACGAAUAACGUGGUGGGUCAGGCGUUUUCUGGCCAGAAGUCGAGAAGCUCAAGAAAGCAAUGACGACUUUGUGACAAUCUCAAAGUUAGAACCCGUAGACACGCUUCGCUUCCACAUUCUCAAGACUGCCCGUGCAGGUCACUCAAGAUGCCUCCUUAUUUUUUUGUCUACAAGAAGACCAUCCUGGCAGGACUCUUGGCAAUCCUAUUCAUUUUAGCCACAUUUCAGUUGAAGUUCUCAUUGAGCAAAGCCCCAUCGAACCUUCUGAUGUACGGCAUAGUACAACAUGCACAGGAUACUGAAGUGCACAUACACGGAAAUGUGCAAGCAAGAGGAAACGAUGCUGUCUUGCAUCCACUGCAGCCUGGGUACCUCUUAGGUGAUAAGGAGCCACUUUCCCUCCAUCACAUUCAAAUGGAAAGUCUCGUUCGUGACCUCCGCAACUUCUUGGUGUCGUCAUUCCACUCUUCUCUGAUGAAGAGUAAAAAUGCUGCAGCUAUUGUUUCCAAGUCUAGAGAGUUUUUAAGAGUGUUGGAAAUAAAGCUCAACGUGACGAAGACGCUGGAUGGUGCCCAGCAAAUGGUAGAUACAAGCUUGAAGGCAUUGCAAGCCCUUGUUCAAAGAACUAUCCACGCCCUGCAGCAUCCAGUGGACUGCGAAAAGGCCCCAAAGCUACUGUGCACUUUGGACAACCCCUGGGGCUUCGCGGCGGGUAUGCACGAUGUUCUCUGGUGUUUCGUUGCUGCCCUUCGGAUGGGUAGGACAGUCAUUCUGGAGAGCUCCAAGUGGCAUCAUGCCCCAGGCAGUGACUGGUCAAAAACAUUCGUCCCACUUGCCAGUAUAACAUGCACAAAUGUCAGCUUGGCUGGUGCUGUAAAAGGCUAUCCAGGAUAUGAUUCUUCACCAAAAGAGAGGAACAAGAUACUGGACCUGCCUUUGACCGUUGCAGACACCCUGGUGGCCAACCAUGGCACCCCGUAUGCAUGGUGGUAUGGACAGAUUAUGGCAUACAUUCUGAGGCUCCAGGAUUCCACACGAAGGAAGAUUGACAUGUUUAAGAGGGCCCACGAUUUUGAACACCCAAUUGUCGGAAUACACAUAAGGCAGACGGACAAAUUGCGGGAGGCUGCAUAUCAUGAAGCGGAGCAGUACAUGUCACACGUGGUGGAGUUCUACCUGAAGCUAUCUCUUACGAGGCCUCUCACGAAAAGGAGGGUCUUUGUCGCCACAGAUGAGCCAAUGGUCAUUACACAGCUGGAAGAAAGGUUUCCGAAGUACACAUUUAUCUACGACAAAGCAUCUGCUGAAGAGGCGCACAAUGAGAAAUCUCGGUCUUCAUCCUCUGCUCUGUUUGCCAUAGUUCGAGAUGUCUACCUGUUGGCAGAGUCUGAUUUCCUUGUCUGCACCUUUUCAUCGGGGUUUUGCAGGGUUGCCUUUGAACUGAUGCAGACGCUCCACAGUGAUGCAACUUCACGUGCUGUUUCCGUGGACAUUGACUAUUUCUACGCCUACGUUCCCUUCCCGCCAAGCAAGGCUUUGUUUCACAACUGGGCUCACCUUGAUAGCGAGCUUGACUUCGAUAGAGGGCAGCUCAUUGAGAAGCCAGAGUCUCUCAGUGCUUUGCAUGAAGCUGUAGGCAAAGAGUUCUGCGAUGGCUACCAGCAAGGUAGGAUACUGGGCUCGACAAAAGUAGGAAAAUAUCCUACGUACAAGACAGCACAGACCUACAGGGUCGUGGAAUAUGCAGCAUUUAACACUUCCCAUAGAUGAGUUAUGCUUCAUGUUCGUGGGAGUGUGUAGGUAUUUAGUACCUUUAAUGUCCCUGAAACAAAUUGCUAUUCGUGCUUUGGUUCUCUUUACAGUAGCAAGCUCCGUAACGUAUUUGGAUUAUGUUACUAUUUAUACCUUUGUUGUACUUUGUGGUUACAGCUCUUAAACCUCAGAGUAACAAAGAAUUGCAAAAAUUUUAACACUGACAAAUUCAUUGCAUCAGGUAUUCGGGAUCCUUCAUGGUGAAAUGCUGUUCGGUGUCUAAUACAUUUGAAGAGCACCUAGAAAGGAAGAUCCCAAACGUGUAUAAUGAAACGUGACAAAUCUGGGACACUUAUUACAUCAAGGAACUGUCUGUGUCAAUGUUCAUUACAUCAACGGUUAAUUGCAUUUCGUUAGCGAGAGCCAGCUGAAGAGUUUUCAGGGCUGGUUUGGAGGUAAAGUCUCUGAUGCAGUACAUGUGGCAGGCUGUGAUGUUGUGAGGAGAAUGCAUAGUUGUGCUCCAGUGGAAACAAAGACCACCUGUGCUACUUAAAUGAAACACAUGAACUGUGAAAUCCCGAUGACACGAUUUGUUGUAUUUCAAUCAAGUGCAUUUCAUAUAGUGGAAGCCAGCUGAUGGGUUUUCGGUAGCUCAGAACAAAUAUUUCACGAUUUUAGGAGUAUCUAUUUGCUCACAAUGUGUGUGCAAGGCUGCUUUGGAGGUGAAAUCUCAUGCAGUGCAUGUUGCAAGCUGUUUGAUGUCGUGAAGGAGAAAGCAUAGUGGUAUUUUGUGGAAAGGACUACCUGUGCUACGGUCGCCGACCGAUAAUUUGGACUCCAAAAAUUUUGACUUUGCAAUUUUUUUGACAAAACUGUUGGCACUGUCAAACUCCCCAUUGAACAAACACAUUUCCUCGUCCAGUAAUUUUGACCAUUCCUCGGAAGACCCGCUCGAUUAUUCGUACUCAUCUCGCUUCAAACCCGUAUUUUGGGGACUUACCGUUUCCCAGGAUCAGGAAAUACGGCAGAACAAUGUGCUCCUGCACCUACUGCAUUACGAAAGGGCUGCCAUUCUUGACGUGACACACGUGUGGAGGCGCAGCAUGUGCGUGCGGGACGCCAGGGCUCAUUUGCGCGCCUCCCAACCGAAACUGAACACCCCACCGCGUCUGAUGUGUUGCAAGCAGUGUUGCGGAUUUCAAUCCGGAUUUAAAUUCAUCAAAGGGCUCGUGGAUUUGAUUUACGGGGAAAAUAUGGUGAGGAUUUGGAUUUCGAUUGAAUCACAUUUUUCACAGAUGAUUUGGAUUUGGACUGAAUCAUGUUUCUUCCAACGGAAUUGGAUGUGUAUUUGGUCAAGCUCCUUAAGGGAAAUGGCUGGAUUUUGACUGCUGCGAAAUUUGACGUUGCCCGGCAUGCAGAUUCUUUGUCAGUCGUAUCUGAGGCCGUCUCUAUAACUACGUUUUUACGACACAUUUGGCUGAAUUGCAUUUCACAUAUGUUUGCACAUGAUGCAAUGAAACUCUUAAUUAGGAAAAGGUCUAAAAAAUGUUUGGAUUUGGGAUGGCAUGCCUUGCAUCCCGCCAUCUCGGUUCCUAAUGUCCCGCCGAAAGUUCCGUUUUGUUCAAAAAGAAAUCGUGAUUUUUUGAUUGCGUGAAACAGUCUACGGACACUGUCCGUCGACUGCUUCAAGCUUAAGAGGUGGUCUGUCUGUCGGACAGACCACCUCUGAGGCCUAUAGAUAUCUUUCCUUCCAAGCACUAAGGGUACGUCAUGCAAUACUCUCACACAUAAUCACAUGGGCAGUUCGACGUUUAAUUCACAACGGUAUCACAGCUUUCUAUGAUUUCUUAGAAAUGGACCGUAUUGGAGAAAGCGCACCACUGGGUCACUGAGCUCAGGCAAAGUACGUUAAAGAAAAGGGCUACCAUACACACAUUUUGUCUCUGUUGUUGGUUCUGAACUGCGACUGAUGUCGCGUUCUGGUGUCUCAGAGAUUGCUAAAAUAAGUCCUGACAAUGUGCACAUGAAAACCAGGCAUAUGAGGUCAUUGUGUCCAGGAAUAGGAAUGUGAAUGUUGCUAGCCUUUUUUCAAAGUGGCUUGCUUAUGGUGAACUUGAUGCCACCGCAGGACUUGUACCGCAAGAACGAACGACGAAAUAGUCCUUUAUUUAAGCGAGCAAUUGUACAGUAGAUGAUUAUGUUUCCCCUCUCGGCUAUUGGAUGUCCGCAGCGGCCUUCUACCUGCUGCUUUCGGAAGUUAGCGAAACAUGUAUUUGCAGUACGUGCAAGUUCUGGAGCAGUUGAACGCGUGUUCUCUGCAGCCAGCCAGAUCAAGACCGCGAAAGGAAACAGGCUUCAUCCAGCUACAUUGGAGCAGCUGGUCUUUCUAAACAAGAACCUGAGAGAAUAAGACUGCUUACGCGUGUUGGGCGGAUGUACUAUUGAGUCUGUUAUAACACAACUGCGGUGUGCAGCACGCAGCCAUCACAUUUAACGUAACAUAAUUCCCGACAGGUCGCUUUAUCAUAUGUGCCGAGUAGGCGUAUUUGACAAAUGUUACUCCGAUAUCCACGUGAAAAUAAAAUAUCAGCUUCAACCUUCGCAUCGCUAUGUUGGCUGUUCAUACUCUCCGCUCCAGGUGACGUUUAUAGGUGUUUGUACCAUGUCACGGGUCUUAUCCAACGAAUGCAUGCAGUAAUUGUAUACCUUGUAGACAUGGUCAGAUGCAUGUUACAGUUAUUUCGGGAACUUUAGCCCCCGGAUUCGUUGACUGUUUCCUUAAAUCCGGAUUUAAAUCCAGAUUUGAUUUAGCACACCAAAAACAAAUCCGGAUUUAAAAUGAUUUGAUUUGUUGCCUCAAGUUUAAAUCCGGACUUGAUUUGGAUUUGAUUUGAGGUGUUCCGAAAAACAUGGAUUUGAUUUAAAUCCGAUUUGACUCGUUAAAUCCGCAACACUGGUUACAAGAGGUAACCUUCGACAAUUAUGUCUAUGGCUACUGAAAUGUUGGCCUCAAUUUCAGAUGAGGAUGUCAAUGAUGAUACUGUCAUAGAUGUGUUUAAUAGAGGCGAAGACGCAAAUUCAUUAAUGAUAGAGCACUAAUGUGGCGUCCUCUUUUGCCGCUUCAGCAGCGCUAACAUCAUCAAUGUCGUUUUCGGCACUGAUAACAGAAAAAGGUAAAAAACGACGGCAGUGAUGAGGAUGUCGUUGACGCAACCUGUCUACGGUGGCAAUCCUUGCCUCAGUGGAUAAACUGAUGAACGUGUACGAGGGUAAUGAUACACUCUUUGAAAUUUGCUUUUUUUUUUUUUCGCUUAUUCGUCAUUUUUUAAACGUGGAAACUUUUAAAAAGUCACUGUAAAUGUUCUGAAUGAAGGCUUUUGAAAUAAAAUAGAUUUUUCGCUACACCAUUCACUAUAAUUCUACUGGCCCCACUAAACGCCAAUAGCCGUUUACAGAAAGUUCGGACUGCCCAAUAAUUUGCACAGAUUUCGUGGCUCCGAAAAAGUCCAAAAAAUCGGUUGGCGACUGUAUUUAUACGAAACGCAUUUCCUGUGAAAUCUAUGACACAAUCUGUUCUGACACAGCACAGUAUGAUGCUUCGUGCCUGCCUGUCUUCUAUGGGGCUACUUCUGAAUGCCACAAGUGCUGUUGAACUAUUCAAACACACUCUUCGACCAUACAUCGCUUUGGAAGUCUGAUUCAUCACUCACUGGUGGAAUUGAGCAGAGGGAAUAACAACAUGGUCUAAUAUGAACAUACUGUAUUUUCACGCGUAUUAGCCGCACCGCAGAUAAGCCGCAGGACUCGUUUUUAGAUACAUUUUGAAAAUGUUUUUGCAGAUAAGCCGCACUCGCAGAUAAGCCGCGGGUAAUACGACGCGACUGCUUUGUGCGCUUAACCAGUGAUGCACAUACAAAAUCAACAGAGACGCUCAACGCUCGUCAGCGCCGUACUCCCUGCCAGCUGCCCUGUUCCCGUACUUGUCCGCGAAGUCGACGACUUUUAUUUUGAAGCCGCUGUCGUGGCUGUGCCUCAGCGUUGGAGCCAUGCCACACCUCUAACUGUCGUGCCCGUGUCCACGAAUGCUGCUGCUCUCGUCAAAUGAGAACUGACGCUUAGCUGACCACGUUUUAUCCCGAUGUCAGGUGUAUUGAACCCUUCCUGUGGGUCUGCCGACAAAAGAGACUGUAGGGAAGGCCAUAAACCCUGUCCACAUUCCGGUGUCGGCAUGAUGUAUAACAAAGGAGGUCAGUUCUAGUGUUCUACUAAGAUCGGAUUGUGCUCUUGUUGCGUGUUUUUCGUGGAUUGACGGGUUAGUCCACUCGAAUGUGGAGUGGACCCGCCCCUGUUCGGUAUUGUUCGUGCACUGGCAGGGCGGUCCUGUUCCCGGGGUAUGGGGAAAGUACCAGGGAAAAAUAGUCACCAGAUAAGCCGCACCCACGGAUAAGCCGCAGAGCGUCCGCGAAAAAAAUAAAUCGCGCAUAAGCCGCGGCUAAUACGCGUGAAAAUACGGUACCUCCCCUUUUAGUGUUUGGGUGUGCGCUGCUUGAAACUGUGCAAAACUGUUUUCCAUGGUCUAGCAUUUACCUGAAAGAGGAAGCAACAGGAGGACAGUGGCUAUACCAGUGUGUCUGAGUGUGUAGAGCAUCUGCUAGUUAGUGGUAACUUGAAGGUCAUGAUGAAAGCUACGAGGGUAUCCUGCUGCCGAAGGUUUUCUGGUAGCCUUUCAAUCAAGCUCAGCACAGCCCUUUCUGGUGUCUGCCCAAGUUACCUUCCAGAGCUCAUGACAGUGUGUGGUACAGUGCAAUUCCGUAAAUUUGAAUACAAAAUAACAGAAGAUUUGUUCAAAUAAAGCGAAUUCGAACUAAGGGGAAUUGCUCUGAAUGAGGGCGUUACGCGCUGGAAGCGCAUAUACCAGCUGCAUGGGAGGCUCGUUAUGGCCUGCUAGGCCUUGCAGCUCAUUCCUGGCCCUGCGAUGCCGACAUAUAAGACUCAUUCAUUCCAAAAUAUCAUCUACAAUAAUAAGGCAUGAAAACAUCUCUGGGUAGAAAAUAAUACAUAUAUCAUACGUGGUUGCAUUCGUUCCUUCAGCCACGACUCAAUCAACAUUGUUUGCGAUAUUGAGCCCAAUCCAAUCGCGAACCCCAUGAACAUGAAUACCACCAAGCCAAUUUGAGAACAUAUUGGCUGUCAACCAGUCCUUUUUGUUGUCUGUGUUGCCAACAGGAAAAGGCCUAAUUCCUUUAAAAAAACAACUCUUACUUGAUUUACCAACCACAAGUAAGUGGCAUUGCUCUGCACGUUGGUGCACACCAUUACAGCGACUUGUUCCUCUUUCCUCUGGCACAAGUAUCACUUUGAUAAGAUAGGAUUGUGUAAGUAAACAUAUCACUGACAUGCCAGCAGCGCGCUUGCCGGCACGUGGUUAGGCGCUUUUGGGUCGAUGCGUAGUCGGGAGCCGUGCGCAACCAGGCAAUCUCGUUCGAAUAAACCGUUACGCGUGCUCAUAUGUUCGAAUUACUGGACAGUUUCCUCCAUUGGAAUACACAUGGCUCUGCCGGGGCUUGAGUGCCAGUUCAAAUGAUCCAUAAGUUCAGACUGAGAUGUUUCGAAUUAACGGGAUUGCACUGACUAUUUUGAUGCUUUAGAACAUUUUUUUUUAUUAAACUGCAUUGAACAAUAUUUUACAGGUCGUGCCUUGGUCAUCUACCUCGUUUUAAUUCUUUUGAUGCAGCUUUUAGGCACACGAAAUAUAAAUGCAGGGAAUAUUUGUGCAAAUGAAUUGAGUUGCAAUCUCAUUAUCAGCUGUGCUGCCUGAAAGAUUUCUUCCCACAUCCACGUCGGUUGUUUUCUGAAAGUUAUCGAGAAUGAUUCCCGUGAAACUGCCUCCUUCCUAGGGAACAUAUCACCAUCUUCCGUAAAUGCUUAGACCUGCCACGAUGUGCCCACUUGGUUGUGAUGAGUGAUAAGGUAGUUCCCUGGGUUGGAUAAACAGAUCCAUGAAACAUGUGCAGACUGCCAGUUGCCCCUCCGGAGGUUGUAGCUUACUAGUGGUCUCUACUUAUAUUUAUUAGGACUUAUGUUUCUUAGGUUUGUGAUAUUUGCACAGAGCUUUGUUGCAUUAGGAUGCUGCUUAUAUGCCCAUAUUAUUUAGAUCUUAAUGUAUUAAUGUAUUUCAUAUUGUUGCACUUUUUAAUGCAUUGUAGUGAGUCUCAUCUUCUUCAGUGUGGUUAGCUGCCUGAGAAUCCGGCUACACAAUUAGUGCUUCCAUAUUGUGUUAGUGACACAGCCAGUGCUUUAAAAUUAUUUCUCUGUUUUGCGGGUUAAAAUUGGUGUAUGAUACAAAACAGAGCAUGUCUGUAGAUAGAGUAACACAUUUUACCCUUAAACCUUUUGUAAGAAAGUAUUUUGCCGAUAUACAAGAGAGAGAAAAAAUAAAUGUUGGCUAUGAGACCCAA
Messenger RNA from Ornithodoros turicata, 8326 nucleotides. Its product is annotated as alpha-(1,6)-fucosyltransferase-like. Gene Ontology annotation, biological process: protein N-linked glycosylation. The record is from RefSeq and is a predicted model, not a curated record. Bases 264 to 1886 code for a protein of 540 amino acids. NCBI's taxonomy places the organism in Eukaryota, Metazoa, Arthropoda, Arachnida, Ixodida, Argasidae. The transcript is spliced from 10 exons. Gene Ontology annotation, molecular function: alpha-(1->6)-fucosyltransferase activity.